Molecule: messenger RNA, 7869 nt
Organism: Anoplopoma fimbria (sablefish)
Lineage: Eukaryota; Metazoa; Chordata; Actinopteri; Perciformes; Anoplopomatidae
Gene: mia2
Product: CTAGE family, member 5
Exons: 28
Coding region: 79-7770 (2563 amino acids)
Biological process (GO): protein secretion; endoplasmic reticulum to Golgi vesicle-mediated transport; vesicle cargo loading
Cellular component (GO): endoplasmic reticulum membrane; endoplasmic reticulum exit site
Molecular function (GO): protein binding
Source: RefSeq, a predicted model, not a curated record
CCAGCACAACUGGCCUCAGUUAUUUUGGAGUCGUUAUGGAUUAUUUCUCUUCAUAAACUGCUGUUGAAAGAAACAAGAAUGGCUGUUUCACAGGCUGACAAAAUCCUGUGGUGUACAGGCAUAGUUUUUGUGAUUUUACCUCACUUCAAUGUGGGAUUGUUGUCUGACUACAAGAUCUGUGGGGAUUCUGAGUGUGAAAGACUGAUGAGCAGAGUGCAGGCCACCAGGGACCACCGUGGCAAGGACUGCCGUUUCCUUAGCUUCAGACGAGGGGACACCAUUUUUGUUUACCACAAGCUGACCGGAAAGAGAGAAGACCUCUGGGCCGGCACUAUUGACAAACAGUUCGGCUAUUUUCCAAAGGAUGCAGUGCAAGAGGAGCUGGUUUAUGCUACCUUGGAGAAAGUAGUGGAAACACAGGAAUCUGAUUUCUUCUGCAUGGAUAAGUCUGGUUAUCCCAUUGACUCCAGUAAUUUGGACAGUGAUGAUGAUGAUGAUGAUGAUCAGAAAAACCAGGAGUCAGAAACCAUCCAAACCACUCCAUACCCCGAUGACACAAGCACUGAAAGUCCUUCGACAUCAGAAGAUCCCUCUACGGAAUCUCCAGUUUCGGCACAGGAAGCUGACGCCACAUCAGCAGAAGAGGACGAAAAGGAAAGUGCUGGCGACGCCGCUGCCGGGACUCACGUGGAAGCACAGGAGACUCCCGCGGCUCUGACGGAACAAGGUGGGUCUGCCCCCUCCUCAUCCUGGCUUGGUUCUUCAGUGACAGGAUGGUUAGGUCUGGCUACAGAGGAAGAAGCCGGCAGUUUGGCUGAAGAAGAGAAAAAAGAUGAGAGAACAGAGAUGCAGGCCGAAGCUUCUUUGGCUUCGUCCGUUACAGGGUGGCUGGGGUUGGGAGGAGAAGGAAAACCAGACGACGUUGUUAAAAGUAAAGAAGAAGACACAGAAACUGCUGAUUCUUUUACAUCAACCAUGACUGGGUGGCUUGGCUACGGAGGAGAGACAAAAACGGCAGAAAACGAGCAAGCCGAAGAAAGGGAAGAUGAUGAAGAACCUGCAGAGAGAUUCAGGGGUAGGAGGAUGUCUCUGGACCUGGAAGGCAGCCAAUUACACAAAGAGGAGAAGAAAGAGCCGGGGACAUUGGAUUGGCUGGGAAGCGGACUGUCAAGCACGCUGGGCUUUGGCACGACCAAUCAGGAGUCAGGACACGAGACAACACCUGAAAGAGAGGCAAAGGAGACAGUCCAGAUGGAGGAAGAACAGCCGGCGUCUGGUUCUUGGUAUGAUAUGGGGAUCGGGGACAUUUUAGGCUUCAGGCAAGACAAAAAGGAAGUUGAUGAGAGUGAUGUAAGUGGUUUUAAGGAAACAAAAGAGGACAGAACCUUAGAACAUCCCAAAGGCUCAGAGAAUGUGGAUACCAGUCGAUCUCAAAGUGCACUGACAGAGGAGGUAGGGACAGAGACUGGCAAUGAAUCAAAGGAGGAAGAAACUACAAAAUACCAAGAUGUCCAACCAGAGAUCAGAGUCAAUGCUGACCCUAAUAAUAACAAUGAUAUAAGUUCUUCAGACAGAAGCAAGGAUCUUGUCUUACCUGAAGAUGCAGCAUCAGAGUCCAACCUAGAAGACAUUUCUUCUCAGACAGAGUUAGAGAAAACGUCCCAGACUGAAGGUGGAAUGUCUUCAAUGCUCAACAGCAGUAAGGAAGAAGAGGAAGACAAUGUUUCAGAUGAUCACAAGAAAGAAAAAUCCACGGAACUGGAGGCUAAAGAUCAUCAGAUGCCCAAAUCAAUAGAAAAUGAAGGUGAGGUUAAUAACAGAGAGGCAGGAGGAAACGAGAGUAAAACUGCAAGUGGCACUGAUCAAGAUUUGUUGACACAAUCAGGCAUCAAUAUAGGGCCUGACUCCAGUUCUGUGGACUUGAAUUUGAACUCCGUAGGCGAGGUUGAGGAGGACAAAAUAAAGGACACGGUUGAGGAAGGGGCCAAAAUCCCAAAUCAGACUGAUAGCGCACAAGGAUCCAACGACGCGAUCAAAACCGGUACAAGUAGUCAUGAAGGUGAAGGGAAUAAAGCAGAGACAGACGUCCUCCACCGAGAAAUUACCAAGACCCAGACUGAUGACUCAGCAGAACAAAGUCGAGCCAGCGGAGAUAGGGGUGGGAAGAGUCAGCCUUUGUUGUCAUCGGGCAGAGCUGAGGAGAGAAAUGAACCAAUCUCCAAUGAGGAUGAACCUCUACAUGCUCACAGUGUAGGAACCGAUGUGGAUAGUUCAGAUCCACUAGCUAUGAUUGAUAGCACAGAAAACAGGACAGAUCAGGACUCGGUGUCUCCACAUAUGCAACAGGGGGCCACUCAAAGUGUUAGUGAUGCACACGAGCUAAAGGAAACUGUUAAAGAAAAUGAGAGCGAUGGCAACGGAAACAACCUCCAGCCAGUUCAAACUGAGGAAUACAGUUUGAAUGAAAGGGGUCUAAAGUCAACUAUCGGCUCCGGAACAGGAACGCAGACUGAGGAGGUGGAGGAGUCAAAGGAAAAGGAAAUGCAGGGGGAGAUAGAAGAGAUAAAGGGAGAAGAGAAACAGCAGGAAGUGAAGGAGAUAAAGGAAGAAGGGAAACAGGAGGAAGCGAGGAAGAUAAAGGAAGAGGGGAAACAGGAGGAAGAGAGGAAGAUAAAGGAAGAGGGGAAACAGGAGGAAGAGAGGAAGAUAAAGGAAGAGGGGAAACAGGAGGAAGAGAGGAAGAUAAAGGAAGAAGGGAAACAGGAGGAAGGGGAGGAGAUAAAGGAAGAAGGGAGACAGGAGGAAGGGAAGAAGAUAAUGGAAGAGGGGAAACAGGAGGAAGUGGAGGAGAUAAUGGAAGAGGGGAAACAGGAGGAAGUGGGGGAGAUAAUGGAAGAGGGGAAACAGGAGGAAGAGAGGAAGAUAAAGGAAGAAGGGAAACAGGAGGAAGAGAGGAAGAUAAAGGAAGAGGGGAAACAGGAGGAAGGGGAGGAGAUAAAGGAAGAAGGGAAACAGGAGGAAGAGAGGAAGAUAAAGGAAGAAGGGAAACAGGAGGAAGGGGAGGAGAUAAAGGAAGAGGGGAAACAGGAGGAAGAGAGGAAGAUAAAGGAAGAAGGGAAACAGGAGGAAGGGGAGGAGAUAAAGGAAGAAGGGAGACAGGAGGAAGGGAAGAAGAUAAUGGAAGAGGGGAAACAGGAGGAAGGGGAGGAGAUAAUGGAAGAGGGGAAACAGGAGGAAGAGAGGAAGAUAAAGGAAGAGGGGAAACAGGAGGAAGGGAAGAAGAUAAAGGAAGAAGGGAAACAGGAGGAAGGGAAGAAGAUAAAGGAAGAGGGGAAACAGGAGGAAGUGGAGGAGAUAAUGGAAGAGGGGAAACAGGAGGAAGGGAAGAAGAUAAAGGAAGAAGGGAAACAGGAGGAAGGGAAGAAGAUAAAGGAAGAGGGGAAACAGGAGGAAGUGGAGGAGAUAAUGGAAGAAGGGAAACAGGAGGGGAUGGAGGAGUUAAAGGAAGAGGAAAAGCAGAGGGAGAAAGAGCUUUCAAAUGGAGAGGAAAAUAAGGAUGAGAUGGAGGAGAUAAAGGAGGAGGAGUUAAAGGUAGAGGAGAAACAGGAUGAAGUUAUGGAGCUAAUGGAAGAGGGGAAGCAGCAGGAGAUAGAAGAGUUAAAAGAGGAAACGCAGGAGGAGGUGGAGGAAAUGCAGGAGUUGAAGGAGGUAGAAGUAUUAAAGGAACAAGAGAAUAAAGAAGAUGAAGAAAAACAAGUGCAGUCUCCUUUUGAGGAAGAGAUGGAAAACAGCCUUCACUCUUUACCUCACGAGAAAGACAACGAGAGUCCAGAGCAGGAGAAGGACGAGAAAGGGACACAAGUCGAGAACAUCUCAGAAUCUGUGUUCACCGAACCGUCCAUGAAGAGUGAAAAGUGCUGGAUCGAAAAUCCACAGAUGGAAAAGGAGGAGAGAGAGGAAGAAAAGGUCAGAGGUGAAAUGAAAGAGGAAGAGGUUGAGGAGAUGGAGAACGUGGAGCGUUUGAGGAGGAACAAGGACGAAGACGAGACCCUUAAAUGUUCAAAUGAGCGUUGUCCUGAAGCUAGCGAAGACGGAAUUGUGCCGAACAGAGAUGGACAUGAUCCUGCGAAUAUGUUGACCUCAAUGGACGAAGGGGCAGUGAAGACAGGACAGCAAGAUCUAGUAACCGAACAAAUAUUAGCAGAAAGGAUAGGAGGGAGUCAGCCGGUACCAGUUGAAGGCGUAGAGAAGGAUGAGGAUGGAAUACAGGUGGAGAAGGAAAAGGAAGAGAAUAGGGAUGACGGCGCCAUGGCCCAUGAGGGGACAAUCAAUCAUUUACCACAUUCAGGUGAAAGCACUAAUCCACUUUCACCUGGCCACACAACUGAGAACAAAGAAGAUGAUCAGCCGCAGUCCAGUGAGGCCAACAACACUGAGCUUGAAGACACUGAAACAGUCAGCAAUGGGGUUUCCCCUGAGAACAGAACAGAGCAAGUACACUCUGAUCAUAAGAUUGUAACAGAGGAGCACACUGACAGGGAAGAGAGGGAGAUGAACGCAAAGCAUGUUGAUUUUAGGACGGAUGGAGGAAUGGAGGUUCCAGUAUCGUCCGUUGAAAGCCCGUCUGUGAUAUCUGAACAAACCGCUCCGUCUGAUGACCACAAUUUAGGGACAGGAGAGCCUGGAAGUGGAGGAGCGUUUGGCCUUUUCAAAGACGCCUUUAGCUAUUUCAAAUCCCCCGUCACCGAAACUGAGGGAUCGGAAGAGUCUGCCCCUAGUUUGGGUUCUGACACAGGCGAGACAUCCAAGGUACAAACCAAUCUCCCUCCUGAGCAAGAACUGGAUUCAACCACUGAUUCGAAUCAGGUUUACGCGCGAGAGUUGCGCUCAAACUCUCCCAUCACCGUGUCAGGGCAGCAGCCACAGCCUUCUCUUCCUGUCAAAGAGUCCCAGACGGCAUCUCCGUCCCCAAAGCAGAUCAAUUCGCACCCCACGAAUGGCCCCCUCCAGACUAAAACCCUCACCAAACAGUCCAAGAGCCUCCUCGCUCACAUGAGCCCAGAAGAGACGACCGUUCUGACGGAGCUCUUUGGGCUACACAAGCUGCAGUUUUUGGAUUACAUGUUAGGGAGCCGAACAACGAGCGAUGACGCCGAUAGCGAUGACUCGAUAUUGCUGGAUAUUGAAAGACUUCUGGAUUAUCACAAGGAGGCACUGGUGGCUCCCAGCAAAAGGCUCGCGGCCUCACCGCAGGAGGAUAAAGAAAAGACCAGAACGCUCAUCGCACUUCAGAAGCUAGAAACGCUGCUGGCAAGAGUGAGAGAGACUUUCAGCACAGCCGGUGCCAGCUGCGUCGGUGACUCCUGUUCAACUCACAGAGAAGAUAAGGAGACAGAUGAAUGGAUGGGGCUGGAUAAAGAGAAAGAUGGAGGCACAGCAAAAGAGAGGGUGACUGAGGAUGAGAAAGGGGGAGAGAAGGAAAAAAGAAGUGAAGCAGAGAGAUUGCCCCCUAAGUCAUCAUCACCACAGCCGCUGGAAGGGCUGAUGAGGCAAAUUCUGGACUUUGCUCAUCAGAUUACCAAAGACUCAACCACUCAUGUUCACGCUGCGAGGGAGCUCCUCAUAUGGCUAAAUGUAAAGGUUGUUUCGUCACUGCCUGAUGACAUCAGACCCGGGCCAGACCUGUACGGGGUGCCAUGGGAACCAGUCAUCGUCUCCAGUCUGGUGGGGCUGAUGACAAUGCUGUUGUUCACCUGUAGAUGUUAUAGCUCUGUCAAAAGCAGAAUGUAUCGAAGUAAAGAGCGGUGGAUGGCUGAGCAGGUGGCAGAGCUGCUGGACGAGAAGUGUAAAGUCCUUGAGACUCUCAGCAAAUGUCAACAAGAGUAUGAUGACCUGGAGACCGCUCUGAGGGACAGUGGUGUCUUGGCCCAAACUCAAAAGACAGAACAUCUGGAGGUCAAAGCCAGACAGUUGGGACAUGCUAAAAAGGAGCUGGAUAGGGAUCUGGAACAACUGAAGGAUCAACUGGACCAGCAGAGAGAACAUAGGAUAGAGCAGGAAAGGAGGAUAGCUUUGCUUGAAGAGAGCAUGAAAGCCACUGAAGAUGAAAACCGAGACCUCCAGUCACAGGAAGAGCAGGCACAAACCACUCUGAAAGUGUACAAAAUGAACAGUGACAGGCUACAGAGGAAUCUGGAAACAGCUGGAGAAGAGAACGCACUGCUGCAGGAGAGCAACGCUCAGUUUAGGCAGCAGGUGGAGGGAUGGGCAGAGAGAGUGAGUGAGUUGGAGGCGGAGAUGAGCAGGUGUGAGUUGGCCCACAGCACGAUGCUGCAGGAUGUGACCAACAAGGAUGAGCGUAUAACGUCGUUGACGGAUCGGCUGCUGAGCAUGAAAGGUUGGGAUUCUGACCUGGAGGAGGAGGAAGGAGGAGAGAAGGAAACGUCCAAUGGUACAGCGGCGGCAAACGGGAAAGGAGACGUUAUGGACACACAAGGCCAUCUCCAGAAAGUCCAGAAACUCAUCUAUGCUGCGAAGCUGAAUGCAGACCUGAAAGCAGUAGAUGAAGACAAGAACAGACUGUUUGCCAAACUGAACGAUGAAGUCAAAGCAAAAGAAGACCUGCAAGUGAGCAUCAAAGAGCUGGACAAUGAGAAGUUAUCUCUGCAUUCAGAAACUGAAAAGUACCUAGAUCAGGUCCAAAGAUUACAACAGAAACUCCAGAUCAUGACAGAAAUGUACCAGGAGAACGAGCUCAAGCUACACAGGCUGCUGACGGUGGAGGAGAAGGAGCGCCUGCAGAAAGAGGAGAAGUUGAAUAAAGCGGACAAAAACAUUUCGUUGGCCAUGGAAGAGCUCAGCAACUACAGAAAACGAGCAGAAGAGAUGGAGGAGGAGCUGGAGAAAACCAAACAGUCUUACCAGACUCAAGUAUCAGCACACGAGAAGAAGGCUCACAAUAACUGGCUGGCAGCCCGAGCAGCAGAAAGAGAGCUAGCAGACAUCAGGAGAGAGAACGGCCUCUUUAGACAGAAGCUGACAGACACACAGUUUAAACUAGACGCACUCGACAAAGAUCCCUACGCCUUGGACAGCCUGGCUAGACCGCUGCCUUUCAGAGCUGAAAGGUCCCCAUACGGUCCUUCUCCUCUGGGUCGACCUGCGUCUGAAACCAGAGCUUUUCUGUCUCCUCCGACAUUAAUGGAUGGACCGCCUGCUAGACUGUCUCCUAGAGUGUCUCGUGGCCCGAUGGAGCCCCCAGGUGGCCAAGGAGAGCUGGAGCGGAGCGGAGGUCCUCAUUCAGACAGCGGCUCGAUCUCUCCGACAUGGGAGAGAGAUCGCAGGGGCCCCCCACCAGGACCCCCUGGCCCCCCCGGGCCCCUAGGACCUCCAGGCUAUAUGUUCCCAGAACCAGGAGGUCCAAUGUACAGGAGACCUCCCCAAGGAGCUCUGGGCCCUUUCCCUCCUCCUGGCUCUCUCCCACCCGGCCCUCUCCAUCCCAGGGGCCUCCCCCGGGACCCCCUCACAACAUGGCAGAUGGCUCCUUCAGAGAAAACAGCCAUGGGCCUGGAGAGCUGGAACACAGAGAGUCUGGUGCUGUGGAUCGAAGGACUCCUCCUGAAGCUGAUCCAAGGUUCGGGGGCCCACUUCCUCCCGGUCCCCCGAUGGGCCCAAUGGGCCCCAUGGGCGGUCCCUUUCCUCGUAGAGCCCCCUAUGGCCCACCACCUCCUGAUUUCUACCAGCCCAGGGGACCUGCGGGCCCUCCCAUGAUGCCUAUGUGGGCUCCUCCACCUCCAGGGAUGAUGCUCCCUCCUCGUUACCCUCCAGGUGGGGCUCUUGGCCCUCGCCCUCACUACGCUCCCCCCAUGC